GAAAUGCAUGUUUGUGUUCCUGUGUCGGAUCAAAGCAUAUAAGAGAGUGGUUGUCCGCUUUGUGAGACACCUUUCCGAUCAAACUAUAUAAAUAAUUCCCCAGUAACAUUGGUUCUAGAGAUAUACAACACUCGUUGCAAAUAACUACUUACAUCUGGUCACAUAUAUAACAGUUCAAUACUUCAAUACUCAACUAUAACAUCCUAUUCUUAAACAUCCAAUCACUUCAACACUUCGAUCUCAGCCAAGAUGUCUUACAGAAUCUCUGCCCCCGAUGAGUACCUUGCCAUCACUGGCAUGGGCAUCAAGACCGUCAAGAUCACAAAAGCCACAUGGGUCUGGCCUCUCCAACGAUGCACACGCUUCAGCAUCCGCCCUCACGACUAUGCCAUGGACCUUCAGGCCAUGACAAAGGAGAAGUUGCAGUUCUCUCUCCCCGUCGUCUUCACAGUGGGUCCCGAUGUCAACCAGCGCGGGGCCAACCGCUCUGAUGCCGACAGUGAAGCCGACGGCCUUGAUCGCGAGGACCGAGGGGACGCUUUGAUGAAGUAUGCUAUGCUCUUGGCCAACUCUGAGGAGAAGGAGAAUGUCACCCAGGGCCAGCAUGUUGCCAACAUCGUCAAGGGUAUCAUCGAGGGUGAAACUCGAGUCCUUGUGUCUAGCAUGACUAUGGAGGAGAUCUUCACUGAGCGAGAGGUCUUCAAGAAGAGAAUCUUCCGAAACAUCCAGAACGAGCUGUCGCAGUUUGGUCUGCUCAUCUUCAACGCUAAUGUCAAAGAGUUGAAGGAUGCCCCUAACUCAGUCUACUUCGCCUCCCUCUCACGCAAAGCCCACGAAGGCGCAACCAACCAAGCCAGAAUCGACGUCGCAGAGGCCCAACUCCGCGGUAACGUCGGCGAGGCCCAGCGCAAGGGUGAGCAAGAGCGCGAGAUCGCAAAGAUCAACGCCGAGACCGCCGUGCAGAAGACAGUCCGCGACAUCGAGCGCGCCCAAGCAGAAGCACAGCUCGAUACCAAACGCACAGGCCUCACCCGCGACGUCGACAUCGCCCGCGUCACAGCCCAGCGCACCCUCGAGUCCAAGGAUGAGGAUCUCAAGAAGGAGGUUGAGAUCAAGCGUGCUGCUGCAGAGAUGGAGCGUCUUCGUGCGACAGACGUUGUUAAAGCUACGAUUGCGAGGGAGAGUAAGCAACAGGCUGCUGACGCUGCUGCGUAUGAAGUUGAGGCGGAUGCUCGCGCUCAUCAGGAGGCUAGUCAGCGCAAGGCCGAUGCUGCAGCUUACCAGACCAAGCUCUUCGCGGAUGCUGAUGCAGCUGCUACAUACGCCAAGAUUACAAGGAACACAGAUGCCGGAGCCUACCAGACCCGCAACGAAGCCGAAGCCUACAACUAUGCCGCCCAGCAGCGCGCCGAAGCCGAGCUCGUCAGCAAGCUCCGCGAGGCAGAGGGUAUCUCCGCCAUGGCCGACGCCUACGGCAAGCUCUCCCAAGCCUUCGGCGGUCCCGCUGGACUACUGCAGUACAUGAUGAUCGAGAAGGGCACAUACGUCGAACUUGCCAAGGCCAACGCCGCAGCCAUCCGCGGUCUCGAGCCCAAGAUCAGCGUGUGGAACACCGGAAGCCAGGGUGGUGGCCAGAGCGGCGAUGCUACUGAGACGAUGCGAAAUGUGUACCAGAUGCUGCCGCCGCUGAUGAGCACUAUUAACGAGCAGACUGGGAUUACUCUGCCGGAGUGGCAGUUUGGGAAGUUGAAUGCUGGUGUCAACGCUGUUAACCAGGAGGGCGUCAAGACUAAUGGUCACAAGAGCCAUUAAGCAUUGAUGAUUAUCUGGUGAAUGUACAGUAUGAUGGACGAUCUUUGAUAUGCUUUUGAUAUCCGGCUUUGCCACAAUUCUCUUCUCCUUUGUUUAUAGACUUGUUUGAUACCACUUUUUUAGCUUAAAUUGAACACUUUAAUUAA
Molecule: messenger RNA, 1958 nt
Organism: Fusarium odoratissimum NRRL 54006
Lineage: Eukaryota; Fungi; Ascomycota; Sordariomycetes; Hypocreales; Nectriaceae
Product: flotillin
Exons: 3
Coding region: 250-1812 (520 amino acids)
Biological process (GO): protein localization to plasma membrane
Cellular component (GO): plasma membrane
Source: RefSeq, a predicted model, not a curated record